Molecule: messenger RNA, 737 nt
Organism: Triticum aestivum (bread wheat)
Lineage: Eukaryota; Viridiplantae; Streptophyta; Magnoliopsida; Poales; Poaceae
Product: cell number regulator 2-like
Exons: 4
Coding region: 69-491 (140 amino acids)
Source: RefSeq, a predicted model, not a curated record
UCUUCUUUCUUUCUGAUAGCCCUACUCCUGCAACCUCAAGUCUCGGUCGCAGCGCCCCCGGCAUCCCCAUGGCCAGCCUCAACAACGCUUCGUGGUCCAGCGGCCUCUGCGGCUGCUUCGACGACGUCGGCGGCUGCUGCCUGACGUUCUUCUGCCCGUGCGUCGUCUUCGGGAGGAUCGCCGAGAUCGUCGACAUGGGCGCCACAUCUUGCUGUGCGAGCGGGACGGUGUACGCCGCGCUGGCGUCGGUGACGGGGAUGGGCUGCCUCUACUCCUGCGGCUACCGCUCCAGGCUGCGUGAGCAGUACCGGCUCAAGGAGACGCCCUGCGGCGACUGCUGCGUCCACUGGUUCUGCGAGGCCUGCGCCCUCUGCCAGGAGUACCGCGAGCUCAAGACCCGCGGCUUCGACAUGGCCCUCGGAUGGCAGGCCAACAUGGAGAAGAUGGGGAAGACGACGGCGCCGCCGACGCACGCGGGGAUGACUCGCUAGAGCAUCCAUGCGGCCACCGACGAUGUAUCCAUGGUCGUCAAUGUCAGCUUCCAGUUCAAGAUGAAGAAUGCCACCAGUCUACGGCGUCUACUUAUGUCUUGUCGCGAGUCGGUUGUGUUUGUGAUCGAUGUGUAGUGUGCCUCUCUGUUGUAAAUCGUCGUUUCCCAUCCGUCCACCUCCACCUCCACCUCCACCGUGUGUGAUGUUUAUGUGGACAUUUGAAUAAGAUGUAUAUCGGGUCUCUCU